AUGACGUCCCCAGCGGCCCCCCAGCCCCGGCGCGCCAAGCCGAGCCCGCUCCAGCACACCCUUUCCUCCCAGUGCGGCUCCGCCCUGAGCACCGUUCUUCUCUACCCCGUUGAUGUUCUUCGCGUGCGGUUUAUGUCCCAGGACGGGACCCCGGGCCGCCGGCACAACGGCCAGACCUACCGCUCCGUCCUCGGCUCGGCCCGGGCGAUCUACGCGGCGGAAGGGGGGGGGGCCUUCUUCCGCGGCUGCCACGUCGCGGUCCUCGGGUCCGUCGCCGCGUGGGGGAUUUAUAUGUACCUUUACCGCCAGCUAUUGGAAGGGUAUACCGCGCAGCUCGCGCCGCUUCUCGCCCCGGCCGAUUUAACCUCGGGAGGAAAGGAUUCGGGCGGGGUUUCUGCCGCCCUGCACCACUUCACCCGGCGGGCCGGGAUUUCGAUCCUCGCGAGUGCGGCCUCGGCCGUCGCGUGCAAUCCGAUUUGGCUUCUCAAAACCCGCAUGCAGAUCGAGGAGUACGGCUCUCGCGCCGCCGCGGCGGCGGGCCCCCCGAGGCCGAGGUGCUACCCGAGCUUUUCCAGGGGCCUCGCCUACGCGGUGCGGACGGCCGGGGUGUUGUCGCUCUGGCGGGGGGUCUCCGCGCAGGUGCUGCUGAGCGUCCCCAACGCCUUCAACCUGCCGUUGUAUGAGACGCUGAAGCUCCACCUGACGGCCGCCGCGCGAGGGGAGCCCCUGACGCUGUGGGAGAUUUUUCUCUGCUCGACGUCGGCGAAGAUGAUCCUCUCGGUCUUUACGCACCCGAUCGCCGUGUUGAAAACGCGAAUGCAAGACUACCGCGCCCUCCACGGCGACGUGCAGUACCGACGCUUUGUACAAUCCUUCAACCUCGCGUGGAGGCGGGGGGGGGUAUGGGAUUUGUAUCGCGGGAUCGUCCCUUCGAUCAUCCAUUCCACACCACGAUCGGUCUUGCUGUAUGUGUUUUAUGAGCAAUUUUGUAAAAUCUUUUCUAAGGUUAUCGAUUAA
Messenger RNA from Phytomonas sp. Hart1, 1017 nucleotides. The record is from the annotation of a GenBank genome assembly. NCBI's taxonomy places the organism in Eukaryota, Euglenozoa, Kinetoplastea, Trypanosomatida, Trypanosomatidae.